Molecule: messenger RNA, 3182 nt
Organism: Oryzias melastigma (Indian medaka)
Lineage: Eukaryota; Metazoa; Chordata; Actinopteri; Beloniformes; Adrianichthyidae
Product: cystathionine beta-synthase
Exons: 13
Coding region: 745-2643 (632 amino acids)
Cellular component (GO): cytoplasm
Molecular function (GO): cysteine synthase activity; cystathionine beta-synthase activity
Source: RefSeq, a predicted model, not a curated record
UUCUGGUGGUCCAGAGAAUGAGUCCAUCUGAGAGCAAAAAGAAGGACUUUAAAGCCACAAGUAUAUGGAAAACGUUGGAAACUAAAAUUGAAUCUGAAGCGAAAUCUUAAUUUUUCUCAAACCCAAUUUGUAAAAAUGUUUUUUUUUUAUUUGUAUUUGCUCUUAUUUUAUUUUAAAAAUCAGUUUUAAGGAGGUUAUGAUUAUAGAAAAUGACCUAAGUAAAAACUAGAAGAAAAGAGCUAAAUAAAAGUACAUUAAACUUUAAAAAAGUACGACUUUAUUCAUGCUAACGAGUGCCUGAUGUCGAGAAACACAGAAUUAUUGAACAAAGCGGAUAACUGCCAUAAUUAUACCACUAUGGGUCCCCACUUCUCUGCCAAUAAAAGUAAUUGUUUAUAGUUUAAUCUGGGAUUUUACAUCGAAUGGAAUUCCAGAGGGGGAUUAGGGAGUCAGAAGUUCCCAAAUUCUCCUCUCCUGAUAGUUGUGGAAGGCAGCAGGUUGCUUUAUUCCAAACUUUAACUCCACCGCUCUGGAGUAAAACACAUGAAAUGGUGUCAGCAGUCACAUUUAAAAAAGUAAAAUUCAAAUAGUGUUUACAUUUAGAAAGUCUCAACCCCCUUAUUUGCAUGUGAGUGGGUUGGUCCCCCUGCCUAAAAUCCCAAACCCCCACACACAUUUUUCCCUGGGAAUGAGAGUCUUUGUGUCUUUGGAAGUGUCACAGCAGCGCUCGCCCUGCAAUCAGUCAUGCCUUCUGUGUCUGCCACUCCUUGCUUGAAAGAUGGUCAAGCUUCCUGUCCCCACACUGCUAACCUGAUCCACACAGACAGGUAUUCUGCCAGAGUCAGUGCAGCUGAAGGUCUCCACAGUGGUCUCGAAGAUGGGAGCCUUGACGCAGAGCACAGUGAUGCUGGAGAGAACGGCACCAGGGACCAGAGGAAUCCGGAUGGGGCGUCAGGGUUGAAAUGGAUCCGUCCGGAUUUGCCCAGCAGGUGCACCUGGAGACCCGGCGCUCCCGCUUCCGAGUCACCCCACAGCCACCCAGAGCGCACCAAACCCACCAGCAUCCUUCCCAGCGUCUUGGAUCACAUCGGACACACGCCUUUAAUCCGACUGAACAAAAUUCCAAAGGAAUUUGGGCUCAAAUGUGAAGUUUUGGUCAAGUGUGAGUUCUUCAGUGCAGGAGGCAGCAUCAAGGACAGGAUUGCUCUGCGGAUGGUAGAGGACGCCGAGAGAGCUGGGAUCCUCAAACCGGGAGACACAAUCAUCGAGCCCACCUCUGGAAACACAGGUGAUCACGUCACAUCAGUGACACUUCAUGGAACUUCUUUCAAUACGCUUGUGUUGCUUGCAGGUAUCGGCCUUGCUCUCAUUGCUGCUGUCAAAGGCUACAGAUGCAUUAUUGUUAUGCCUGAGAAGAUGAGCAUGGAGAAGGAGGCUGUGCUGAAGAGUCUCGGAGCAGAUAUUGUGCGUACGCCCACGUCUGCUGCUUUCGACUCCCCUGAGUCUCAUAUCUGUACAGCCUGGCGCCUGAAGAAUGAAAUCCCGAAUUCACACAUACUGGACCAGUAUCGCAACGCCAGUAACCCCCUGGCUCACUACGACACCACAGCUGAGGAGAUACUAGAGCAGUGUGAUGGUAAGUUGGACAUGCUGGUGGCUGGAGCGGGAACAGGCGGGACGCUCACCGGAGUUUCCCGGAAGCUGAAGGAAAAAUGCCCCAAUGUCAAGAUAGUGGGUGUGGACCCUGAAGGUUCGGUUCUCAUUCACUCGGAGGAGAGCGAUGAACACACGACCUUUGAGGUGGAGGGCAUCGGAUACGACUUUGUCCCCACCGUGUUGGACCGAUCUCUCGUAGACAUGUGGUACAAAUCCAACGACGCUGAGACCUUCACCAUGUCACGAAAACUGAUCGGGGAGGAAGGCCUUCUGUGUGGUAAACUCACGAAGGAUUCUCCGACAUUUCUCAUCCGUUUGGAUUCAUCCAGUGAACCUGCUUCUUCUACAGGCGGUAGUUCUGGCUCGGCGAUGGCGGCAGCGGUGAAGAUGGCGCGGGAGCUUAAAGAGGGCCAGCGCUGUGUGGUCAUCUUGGCCGAUUCUGUUCGCAACUAUAUAUCGAAGUUCCUGAGUGACCAGUGGAUGGUUGAGAAGGGCUUCCUCAGUCUGGAGGCGCAGACGAACAAGAAAGUUUGGUGGUGGAGCCACACCGUCCAGAGUCUGCAGGUGCCCGCCCCCCUCACCAUCACGCCAUCGCUGUCCUGCCAGAAAACCAUGGAGAUCCUGAGAGCGAAGACGUUCGACCAGGCUCCUGUGGUUGAUGACACUGGCGCCAUUUUGGGCAUGGUGACCCUGGGAACCAUCCUGUCCUCUGUGCAUGAUGGGAAGGUUGAACUCUCGGAUGCGGUCGGCGCUGUGCUCUGCAAGGACUUUAAACAGGUUCACCUGACCGACACGUUGGGGAAGCUCUCCUUCUUCCUGAAAGCGCACAGCUUUGUCCUGGUGGUGCACGAUCACAUCCAGUAUGAUUCGGACGGUUCGGCUCACCUCAGACACGCCGUGUUUGGAGUCGUGACCCCGAUCGACCUGCUCGACUACAUCGCCACACAUGAGGAUCGGGAGCGCGCUGCGUCCCAGCGUUCCCCAUGAAACCACAAAUCACUACAAUUAUCAAUGUUUUGUUAAAAAAAUGUUACAUUUUCUGUAACAUGAUUUCCUUCUGCUUACUAUUAUUAUUUUUUUAAAGCUUCUAUCUUUGUUGUUAAAAUCUCAUAGUUCAUUUUGAUAAAGUCGUUAGUUUCCCCUUUUUUUUUCAACAUCAGAAAUCAAAUUUUAAAACUAUAUAUUUGUUAGAUGAUCCGCUUUAAAGUGUGAAAUCCUUCAUUUAAUAUUUUGAUAGACAAGAGAACUUAACGAGGUUUAAUGUUGGUUGAUAUUUUGAAAACUAAAAUAUAAAAGUGGUAUUUUAUUAUUGCAUUAAUUACUUAACAUGCUAAUUCAAUGUUUAUUUCAUAAUUAGUUGGUUAUUCUAAUUAAUUAAUGAUAAUGUAGGUCAUGGGGAUGAAAAUAGACUAUUUCUGGCCCAGUUUUCUGUCUCUCCUGUGGGUUUGUGUCAUAGUUUUGGAGGUUUUUUUUAGACUUUUUCACAGUAAUCUGCAUGUUUGAAGAAAUAAACGGCCUUCAUUUGA